CUGCUCACCUGGAGACAGAGCCUGAAGAGGAACGUCACUCUCAGGCUCAGCCCACAGACUGGCCAACCAGACACAAAAUUCAUCAUCAAAACCUGCCUGAACAAAGCACUGACAUUUCUGUUGACGCCACCUCAGAUACCAUGCCACCAAAUAGUGUCAGCUCAGGGAGUUUAUCUCAUGCUGUUUCACCACAGCCUAGACAAAGACUGCUUGGUAUUUUUAGAAGACAGAAAAUGAAAAUAGCUGAAGUGCAGAGUCCACAGAAAGAAGGCAUUUUGAUACAGGAGAAAGAACCGGGCACCACACCAAAUCUCUCCCUCAGUGCUACAGAUACAACUAUGGACAAAACUCUAAGCGUCACACAUGAAGCUAAACCCACAGAGAUGACAGAGGUCAGAACACUACAACUCGCAGCACUGCAGAACACUUCAUUUGAGGAGACAGUGGCCACAGUAGAUGAAGACACUGCAACAGAAGGCAAAGCUGAGAGACUCUCCAACCUGAAAGCUUUCUGGGAGAGAGAAAACACUGGCCCCAAAAUCAAAUUUCUCAGAGAAGACAAAAGCCAAGGAGACAUCUCCAAGACAGGAGCAGACACUUCACAUGGCCCUAAGACAUAUGUGGACAGCUUAAACAAUAUAUUAGCUCAAAACGAUACAAUUGACGAUACAGCUGGCAGGUCCCAAGAAAAUAUUUUGUUACCACAAACUGAAUGUAGCCUCCUUGUAGUUUUAUCGAACGAGGAUGGCACAUAUAGAGCUAAUCCAGUCCUCAUAUAUGAAGACACAGAUGACUCUUUAACUGGUUCAGUAACAGAGUCACAGGAAAUCCUUCCUGUAUGUUCCUCUUUAGCUUUUAAUGCUCCAAAGCAGCAAGAGGGUGUUCCAGUCUCUCUUCCCAGACAGUCCAGUUCCAGUCCUCUAGAGAACAGGCCAGCCAAGAUCACUGAGCUUGAGAAUUUAUGGCAGACAGAAUAUACUGGACCCACGGAAAACACUGCAAUUGUCAAGAAUGCCUCAAGCAGCUCAAUACUCGGUGCCAAGAUGGUUUCCACUCAGUCUGAUCAAAGAACAUUUUUAGAUAACAUAGCUAAGUCUGAAGGAGAAGAACCAAAGUCUCCAUGUAAAACCAACUUGAAAGUCACAGACAAAGGUUUUGUUACUCAGAGUCCAGAAAGGCCACAGCUGAGGGGUUCUGGCAGUGCUGGGGAUGCACAGUCAACCUGUCACCAACAACCAGUCAAGGCUGAUGCAGAGUCUCAACAAAGGCCCCUCAGUCCCAGUAAGUCCCAAAUGUCAAGAUCAAUGGACCAGGAUGAAGAAGUCAGGAUGAGUCCAUCUAAGACCUGCCACCCAAGGGUCCUACCAAGAGAAUCCUCCAGUCCUAUGAGAUCCAGGCUGGAGGAUUCUCCUUUGAAAACCUUUUCAAUAGACAUCACCCCUCAAACUAAGGCUUCUGAAGAGCAACAGAGGAAGCCAUCACCAGUGCCAAGACAGAGGAAGAGUCCUUCACAUGGAGCAAAGCAAACAGCAUUAACAGAUAAUAAACCUAGCACAGACGUCCCCUCAUGUCCUCUACCCUUACAUGCAGAGGACAGAGAGGAUUACUAUGAUAACGUAAACACACAACAAAGUAAUUCAAGUUCCUCUAAUUCACCACAGUCCAAACUGAGGACCUUUACACGCCUUGCCAGAUCUUUUAUCCCUCAGGAUUAUCAGCACUACCUCGGGCCACAGAAGAUGGCCCAUGUCCCUCCUUUUCACCAAGAGAAAGAAGUUGCUGGUGAGAAUGAUGCGGAACACAGAACACAAAGUUUCCUCAGAGAUUUUGUAGGUAACCAGAGUGACAAUUCCACUGUGGGGAAUCGUCCCAGAAGCAAUUCCUGGAUUGUGCAAAAUAAAGACAGAAACUCCUGCCAAGACACAACAACCAGGGCCUGUUCCCUGUCUCGGGCAAGUUCAGGCAGUUAUGAUGAGAGUCCCAUCAGGUCAGCUCUGAAACGAUUAUCUUCAAGGAUGUCUUCGUCCAAAAGUCUGGAAAACCUCACCUCACAACCAAGAGAAGAGAUGACAAAACAUGAAUCAAGACAGCAAAUUGUGGAUGAUGUUUCAUCACUUCCACCCUCAGCCUCUACUCUGUCCAACUCAAAGCAGAAAAAGACCAGUGUGUCAGUGCCUGUUCUCCAGCAGGACGAGACAGACAGUGACAGCACUUUUGAGACGAACUUGGGCUGGAGAAGAAACACAGGCAGCUCCACAUCGAACAUCAGUCUCUCCUCAGGAAUGGCCUCCAUGUCGUCUGUCAGCGGCAGCACCAGCAGCAUUUUCCCUGGAGACCUCGGUGACAUUGAAGUCCAGGGAAACAUCCAGUUUGCUGUGAACUACAUCCAGAAGCUGGGAGAAUUUCACAUCUUUGUGGUGCACUGCAGGGAACUGGCCGUGGCCGACACCAAGAAGAGCCGCUCCGACCCGUAUGUGAAAUGUUAUCUACUUCCUGACAAAACAAAGUUGGGGAAGAGAAAAACCACAGUAAAAAAGAAGACUUUUAACCCCAACUACAAUGAAAUCCUUCGAUUUAAGAUCAUAAUAGAGGCGUUGAAAACACAGAAUCUGAAUGUCUCCGUGUGGCACAACGACACCUUUGGGCGGAACAGCUUCUUGGGUGAAGUGGACCUGGAUUUGUCAGAGUGGGACUUCAGCAACACACAGAUAAAUGAAUACACAUUAAAGUCCAGGGUAAUGUCAGCACAAUCCUCAAACCACCCGUCUCCCUCCCAUCUGAUGGACAGCAGCGGACAGAUGAGAGUGGCCCUGAGAUUCCUGCCACAGACAUCCCACAGUAAGAGAACAUCUAGGAUGGAGACUGGUGAGGUGCAGAUUUGGGUGAAGGACUGCAAGAAUCUCCCUUCAGUCAGAGGAGUGAUCAUCGACCCGUUUGUCAAAUGCACUGUACUACCUGACACAAGCAGGAAAAGCCGCCAGAAGACACGGGUGGUGAAGAGGACAGCCAACCCCAUGUUCAACCACACCAUGGUGUAUGAUGGCUUCCGAACGGAAGACCUCAGAGAGGCCUGUGUGGAGAUCACAGUGUGGGAUCACGACAGAAUGAGCAGCCACUACAUCGGCGGCCUGAGGCUUGGGCUAGGGACAGGGAAGAGUUACGGGGUGGAGGUGGCUUGGAUGGAUUCGACUGCAGCCGAAGCAGAUUUAUGGCAGAGGAUGUUAGAGUCUGAUGGUGAAUGGGUGGAGGAUGUUUUGCCUCUAAGAAUGUUUGUGUUGGCAAAAAGCACGUCAAAGUGAGAGUGGAGUGUGUUGACAGAUGUGUGGAAACCUCGUAUGAGCACGCUGAAUGUACAGUUGGAUAGUUGGAUCUAAACCUCGAGUGAAAGCAGUGAAAGUCUGGAUGACAGAUGAUCAUUGUAUGAUAAAUUUAUACGAAUAAAGAAAUAUUAAUGAUAUAAACCACUUGGGUUUAUAUAGGCUAAACCACAUGUUAAAUUUGUCAUCUCAAAAUGAUUAUUUAUAGAAAUAAUACAAAAUAGGGCAGAAGACACAAUCAAAGUUAUAAAAUUGUUGUGAUCUGAAGAUACAUCCAAUCUGAGCACUUGUGAUUUGUAUAAAGUUUUGUUGUUUGUUUGUGUAAUUAGUGCCUCAAGCAUCUUCAAUAAACAGAAUAUUAAGGUGA
This is a messenger RNA of Hippoglossus stenolepis (Pacific halibut), 3684 nucleotides long. It is a transcript of the gene sytl2a, whose product is annotated as synaptotagmin-like 2a. Lineage: Eukaryota; Metazoa; Chordata; Actinopteri; Pleuronectiformes; Pleuronectidae. Gene Ontology annotation, molecular function: neurexin family protein binding; small GTPase binding. Gene Ontology annotation, cellular component: exocytic vesicle; plasma membrane. The coding region runs from base 141 to 3299 and encodes 1052 amino acids. The record is from RefSeq and is a predicted model, not a curated record. Gene Ontology annotation, biological process: exocytosis; intracellular protein transport. The transcript has 11 exons.